This is a messenger RNA of Anneissia japonica, 933 nucleotides long. Its product is annotated as deoxynucleotidyltransferase terminal-interacting protein 1-like. The annotation marks the transcript as partial. Gene Ontology annotation, molecular function: DNA binding; nucleosome binding. The transcript is spliced from 4 exons. The record is from RefSeq and is a predicted model, not a curated record. Gene Ontology annotation, cellular component: nucleus. Lineage: Eukaryota; Metazoa; Echinodermata; Crinoidea; Comatulida; Comatulidae.
AGAAAAGGACGACCACCCUUGCAUCACCAAGAUUAUGAAAACUCAGAUGAUAUCAAUCUAUCUAGACCAAGUCGACCUGCAAAGGUCAAGAGUGAGCCAGUGAAGCGUGAAGGACCAAAGUGGAGCCCUAGUCGCCUUACCACAGAAACAGAAUUUGUGAUGGGCGCCAAAGCAAAUAAAGCGCUUGGUUUAGGAGCAACAAGGGGUAGACUGUAUAUGAAACACCCUAAUCUCUUCAAGUAUUCUGGUGAUCAAGAUGAUAAACAGUGGUUGUAUGACAAUAGGUUGAUGCCUGCUACUGGUGGCAAGGCCUACCUGCUGAUCAAGGAAGACAUUCUAGAGUUAUCAGAAACCUCAGAUUACAGAAACAACACUCUUCUACUUCAUGAGCUAAAACCAUUUGUAGUACCGGAAAGAAUACUGCAGAAAAUGCGCAAAUUCAUGGAAAUGCAUCGGACAGACAGUACACCAGGAGAUUGAUAAAAACAUGGUGUGCUUACAGUACACCUGGUCCAUGAUGAUGCAUAUGUGUCCAAUUAUUAACACCUGAUAAUUGAUGACCUGAUGCCAUUGUCAGUACACCUGGCAUGAACCUGGCCUAACAUUACACCUGUUUAUAAAUGAUUACUAUGUGUCCAUAUAGUAAUCCUGACACUUCUAAAAGAACAGGUGUCCAUACAUGUACACCUGCCAUGAAAGACUAGGUGGCUUUUGUCAUUAUCAAUGACCCAUAGUAUUUGCAAUAUAUCUGAUCAUUGAUGACCAGGUGGCAUUUGGCGGUAUGUCUAGUCAUCAGUGAUCAAGUGUAAAAGUACUUGAAAUACACUGAUCAUUUCUUGCCAGGUGUUCUUAUUAGUACACCUGGCAUGAAUGACAGGUGGCAUAUGGUAAUUCUUUUAUUCAUCAUCAGUGACCUAGUGUACUUGCAAUAUA